Messenger RNA from Acanthosepion pharaonis, 657 nucleotides. The record is from the annotation of a GenBank genome assembly. NCBI's taxonomy places the organism in Eukaryota, Metazoa, Mollusca, Cephalopoda, Sepiida, Sepiidae.
AUGUACGGCGGAAAAGUUCUACUGUCUUACACUUUGCAUAUUCACCAUAUAAGCGAUCAUCCAUUUCUCUAUGUUUCUUUUUUUUCUAUUUUGGUUUCGUUUUUUAUAUCGUCUGUCUCACUCUUUCACAUUCUCUCUCUCUCUCUCUCUCUCUCUCUCUCUCUCUCUCUUUCAAACUAUCUAUUUAUCUACUUUCUCUUUCUAUCUCUCUCCUUCUGUCUCUUUAUCUUCCUUUCUCCCUCUUCCACCUAUUUCCUUGUUUGCCUAUUUAUAUCCUACCCUCCAACUACUCUCCCAUAUUCUAUUUCAGUAUAUCUUGCCUUACCCCUGCUUUCUCCCUUUCAUUUACUCUCUAUCUUUCUUUCUCUCUCUAUCUUGUUUAUCUCUUCCUUCCAUCUAUUCUUUCUCUCUCCCUUAUUUUUCACCUACUUUCCCUCUUUUAUCUAUUCUCUCUUUCUCUUCCCUUUUCCACUUUAUCCUACCAAUUCACACUAUCUCUCUCUACUUCCCUCUAUCUCUCUUCCUCGUAUUUUCUAUCUUUUUCCCUCAUUCUCGCUCUAUCUCCCUUACCUAUUUAUCAGACCCUUGCUUUCUUUCUCUCUUUCUCUCUCUCUCUCUCUUUCUCCUUUCUCCCUCUUCCUUUCUUGUACGUCAUAA